AUGGCUACCACUAGUCGACUUCUUACCACCAAAGUGGAAAUUCCAAAGCUGAGAGAACCGUCAUUAUUUCGCCAAAGCGCUUUUAUAAAUGGCGAAUGGGUUAACUCGAAAACUGGAAAGGAAUUCGCGGUGUUAGAUUUUGAAUUAGAUCCUGCGACUAGUGAAGAAGUUGGAAAGGUCCCUGAUAUGAAUCCCGAAGAUACCAAAGAAGCCAUUAAAGCUGCAAAAGAAGCCUUUAAAGAUUGGUCAACUCAAACCGCAAAACAUCGUCAUGAUUUACUUAUGACUUGGUAUUCUUUGAUGUUGAAUAAUAAAGACGAUCUCGCUACGAUUCUCACCCGUGAGAAUGGAAAACCAAUCAAAGAUUCGUUGGUUGAGAUUAAGUAUGGAGCAAGUUUCAUCGAGUGGUUUGCCGAAGAAGCCAGACGUGUCUACGGGGAUGUGAUACCAUCUCCUUGGAAAAAUCACAAGUUUGUGGUUCUAAAGCAGCCGAUCGGUGUGGUCGGAGUCAUAACGCCCUGGAAUUUUCCAAACGCAAUGAUUUCACGUAAAUUAGGCGCGGCGUUGGCGGCUGGAUGCACCGCUGUAAUAAAACCAGAUUCUCAAACGCCAUUUUCGGCUUUAGCAUUAGCAGAACUGGCUUCAAGAGCUGGAUUACCGAAGGGCGUGAUCAAUAUCGUUACGACAAAAUCAAAUGUUAAAGAAAUAGGAUUGGAAUUGACGACAUCGGUUGGCAAAUUAUUGAUGAAACAAAGUUCAAGUACGCUCAAAAAGAUGUCAUUGGAACUUGGUGGAAACGCUCCAUUCAUUGUGUUUGGUGAUGCGGAUGUAGACGCAGCAGUCGAAGGCGCCAUAGCGUCCAAAUUUCGUGCAUCCGGUCAAACAUGUGUCUGCGCGAAUCGCAUCUAUGUGCAAUCGUCAAUUUAUGCAGAAUUCGCAUCACGCCUUGCCGAUAAGGUAAGUAAGUUUCAAAUAGGGAAUGGAUUUGAUCCGAAAACUACGCACGGUCCAUUGAUCAACUCGGAAGCGGUUGACAAAGUCACAAGACACGUAGAAGAUGCGGUUGCGAAGGGGGCAGAAAUCCUUGUUGGCGGCGUUCGUAGUGAUGGAAACUUUUUUACACCCACCGUUCUUACGGGUAUGACUGGUGAAAUGGCCAUCACCAAAGAGGAGACCUUUGGUCCUGUUGCUGGAUUGUAUAAAUUCGACUCUGAGGAAGAGGUUAUAGGGUUGGCGAACGAUAGUUCCGUGGGCUUGGCCGGAUAUUUUUAUUCCAGGGAUGUGGGUAGGUGUUGGCGGGUGGCUGAAGCUUUGGAAAUAGGAAUGAUAGGUGUAAACUCUGGAAUGGUCGGAACAAGUGAAGCUCCGUUUGGUGGGGUAAAAGAAUCUGGACUUGGACGUGAAGGUUCCAAAUAUGGUAUCGAUGAAUACCUCAAUGUUAAAUAUAUCAAUUUCAACAAUGCAUGA
This is a messenger RNA of Acaulospora colombiana, 1467 nucleotides long. NCBI's taxonomy places the organism in Eukaryota, Fungi, Glomeromycota, Glomeromycetes, Diversisporales, Acaulosporaceae. The record is from the annotation of a GenBank genome assembly.